Messenger RNA from Vicia faba (fava bean), 348 nucleotides. NCBI's taxonomy places the organism in Eukaryota, Viridiplantae, Streptophyta, Magnoliopsida, Fabales, Fabaceae. The record is from the annotation of a GenBank genome assembly.
AUGCCAAUAAUCAGACUUGGCGUUAGGCGAAUGCAAGGACAAGAAAUCAAAUAUCUCAUUAUCAAUUCAAUCAAAAUUGGUUAUCAUCAUUUUGAUUGUGCUGCUGAUUACAAGAACGAAACUGAAGUUGGAGAAGCGUUUAAAGAAGCUUUUGAUACUGGAUUUGUCAAGAGGGAGGAUAUUUUCAUUACCACUAAGUUAUGGAACUCUGAUCAUGGACAUGUUGUUGAGGCUUGUAAAGAUAGUCUUAAGAAGCUUCAGUUAGAUUAUCUUGAUUUAUAUCUUGUUCACUUUCCUGUUGCCACAAGGCAUACUGGGGUUGGUACCACUGAUAGUGCUUUGGGUUAA